Phytophthora nicotianae INRA-310 is the source of this 1233-nucleotide messenger RNA. RefSeq lists its product as hypothetical. The coding region runs from base 1 to 1233 and encodes 410 amino acids. The transcript has a single exon. NCBI's taxonomy places the organism in Eukaryota, Oomycota, Peronosporomycetes, Peronosporales, Peronosporaceae. Gene Ontology annotation, molecular function: pectate lyase activity. The record is from RefSeq and is a predicted model, not a curated record.
AUGAACCGACUUCAGCUCGUCUUCGUCGCUGCCUUGGCUCUCGUAGCUCGCUCCACUACUGCCGUCACGAUCGGGUCUGCUACUGGUCUGGCCACCGGAACCACUGGCGGCGGCGAUGUUUCUCCCGUCUACCCGACCACCAUCAAAGAGCUGGUCGCGUAUUUGAGGGAUUCAAAGCCCCAGGUGGUCGUUCUCAACAAGACCUUCGACUUCCGUACAUUGGAAGGCAACACGACUGCCGAAGGAUGCCGCCCAGACUACAUGCGCAAAUGCGUGGCGCUCAACAACGGCUUCAAAAGCCAAGACGUGAUCGUACAGGACGGCGACAUGAAGAACACGGGCGGAUGCACCGGCGGCGUCAGUGUCAACGUCACCUACGACAAUGCCCCAUUUAACCGUUUGAACGUCCGAGGCAACAAAACCAUUCGUGGUAUCGGCAAAAACGGAGUGAUCAUGGGCAAAGGACUCGCGCUCAAUGGCGACAAUAUCAUCGUACAAAACAUUCACAUCACCGAGAUCAAUCCACACCUCGUGUGGGGCGGCGAUGCCAUCACCAUCCAGGGUCUCACUGACGGAACGGUGCCUCUGAAGCACAUUUGGCUCGACCACAUCAAGAUCUCCCGCAUCGGACGCCAGUUUAUCGCAGUUGACAAGGCUGGUGCUGCCACUAUGACUAUCAGUAACUCGGAUUUUGACGGGCACACCGAGUUCUCAAAGACGUGCGACGGACACCACUACUGGAGCUUCCUCUUCUAUGGUAAGCACACGGGGAUCAGCAUGAUCAACAACUACAUCCACUACUUAUCCGGUCGUCUCCCGAAGGUCGGCGGCACGCCCGACACCAACGCUGUUGUCCACAUUGCCAACAAUUUCUACAAGGACAACUCGUACCAUUCAAUGGAGAUCGGAACCAAUGGCUACGUGCUCGCUGAAGGAAACUACUUUGUGAACACGACGAAGCCACUGUACGAUGGAGACGACCCGGAUGUUCCCGGUAUGGUCGAUGGAUCUAUCUACGCGCCACUAAAGUCGUCUGAAGAUGAAUGCAACGCUCAAUUGGGUCGUCUGUGUGAAGCAAAUGUGUUGGAAGAAAGCGGACCUUUUGGAUCGCGCAACGGCACUAUUGCACUCGCGGAGAUCAAGCCACACCCUACGAUUGCUCGUCAUAAGCCCCAACAAGCUCAGCAACUGCAGCUAUCGGCUAGUAACUUCGGUGUGGGUGAGCUUGAAUAG